GUAAAAAUGUUCAGGAUGAGAUUUCCAGUUGUACUUAUCAUACAUAGUGUUGAUUAAAUAUUGAAUAUAAAUAUAGCAUUAAUAUCGCAUUAGGAUGUUUACUGAGUUAUUUCGUCUAUCAUCAGUAUUAAUAAGUUUCAUGGGGGUAAUUGGCGUUUCGUCUAAUUUUACAGAAAAAGUUGUUGAGGCUUAUAUGCGGGUGGACGAUAUGAUAUUCCUUCGACCCGAGGCUCGUUCUGGACUUUCACCAGAAAAAUUUAGAUGGCCGAAUGGUAUUAUUCCAUACACAAUUGAAAGAAAUCUGUCGAUUGAAAACAGCGACAUGCUUCACGAAGCAAUGGAAACCAUUGAAGAUAACACUUGUCUCGAAUUUGUACCUCGUAAAAAAGAGAAGAGUUACCUGCUCAUCAGUCACACACAAAAAGGUUGUUACGCUCAUGUUGGGUUCAUGAAUCGUGGUAAACAGAAACUCAAUUUGGGGAAAGGUUGCUGGAAAUUCGCCACGGUUCUUCAUGAACUGAUUCACUCGAUUGGUUUUUCCCAUGAACAUCAGCGAAACGACCGAGAACAGUUUGUUACAAUUCGAUAUGAAAACAUGAAACCAGAGAAGAAACAAAAUUUCAAACUUGAUAAAGAAAUGGGAAUGAAUUUUGAAUUUGAUUACUUUGGCCUGCCCUAUAAUUACGCCAGCAUUAUGCACUAUGGUCGAACCGCUUUCUCCAAUAAUGGAAAAUCCACAAUAAUUCCCAGAAGAGUAUGGGACAUUGAGGACUACGCUUUAUAUGACGAAGUGGAUGAGCACGAAAGACCUAUAAUUGGACUAAAUGAUGCACUAACCUGGGGAGAUAUUACCAUGAUUAAUCGCAUGUAUGAAGACGAGUGUUGGUAAGAUAUAGAUGCAUAUGUGUAGAGGAGGCUUAUGGGGACCGUUGGUUGGUUUUUUAUGUUUAUUUUAAAAUCUCGACAAUGUGUUUCACAGAUUUUAUUCGCGUCGAAAGUUUUUGCCGAGAAAUAAAAUUAAUGUCAACCACGUUAGCAUUUUCAAACCGAUUAAAGCUUUUGUCUCUUUGGUUAGUGUACACAAGUCGCCACAUAAAAGAUUUUGUGGCAAUAAAAACUACAAAGCUAGUGAUGAGAGCUGUUG
This is a messenger RNA of Folsomia candida, 1144 nucleotides long. RefSeq names its product astacin-like metalloprotease toxin 5. The transcript is spliced from 6 exons. Gene Ontology annotation, biological process: proteolysis. The coding region runs from base 95 to 889 and encodes 264 amino acids. Lineage: Eukaryota; Metazoa; Arthropoda; Collembola; Entomobryomorpha; Isotomidae. Gene Ontology annotation, molecular function: metalloendopeptidase activity; zinc ion binding. The record is from RefSeq and is a predicted model, not a curated record.